AUGCUGCUUGACCUACUGGAGGAUCCCCAUGAAAUACGCCGUAUAUGUAUCAUGGGAAGAAACUGCACACUUAAUAAAGGAAAUAAUAAUAUGGAGUGCUCAGUGUCUCAUGAGAAGCAGAAUGCUGAGGAGGAGGAGGAGGAAAUUGAAAUGCUUCUGGAAAAUUAUCUUCAAAGAUGUGAAUCCUGUCAUGGUCAAGCUGAAAGGCUGCUUGAUUCUGCAAGGGAAAUGGAAGAUUCUAUAGCUGUCAGUUUGAGUUCACGAAGGCUUGAGGUCAGCAGAGUAGAACUCCUUCUGCAGGUUGGAACGUUCUGUGUGGCAGUAGGUGCCCUUGUAGCAGGUAUCUUCGGCAUGAACCUGAAGUCCUACCUUGAGGAACAUGUGUUGGCAUUUUGGCUGACGACAGCGGGGAUAAUUAUUGGUGGAAUUAUUGCUUUCUUUCUUAUGUACUCCUACCUCAGGGCGAGGAAAAUAUUUUGA
Molecule: messenger RNA, 480 nt
Organism: Sphenostylis stenocarpa
Lineage: Eukaryota; Viridiplantae; Streptophyta; Magnoliopsida; Fabales; Fabaceae
Source: the annotation of a GenBank genome assembly